Cephus cinctus (wheat stem sawfly) is the source of this 655-nucleotide messenger RNA. RefSeq lists its product as uncharacterized. The record is from RefSeq and is a predicted model, not a curated record. The transcript is spliced from 3 exons. Lineage: Eukaryota; Metazoa; Arthropoda; Insecta; Hymenoptera; Cephidae. Bases 34 to 555 code for a protein of 173 amino acids.
UCUGGUAUUUUUAUUUCUAUAUAUAUAACGACAAUGGAGAAAAUGUCUUUGAAAGAUAUUGGUCUUAUGUAUGAUGAGCAGUUCAAUAAAAAGAUGAAGAUAGCAAAGUUUCUAUUGAAGAAUUUGGCAGACAAGAAGGAAAUGCAACUGGCUAACAAGUGGUUAGUUCGAGUGAGCAGCAUCAAAUCACCAGUACUAGAAGUUAAGAAGAACCGCAAUGCCUUUUUAUCCUAUGUAGUAAAGGUACUAAGGGAUGGUGUUUUGAGAGGAUGCUUAGAAUCAGAGCCUGAUGCAGUUUGUGACCCAGAAAACAGCCUAGCCUUUUUGGAUUAUGUGGAUGAAUUUUCUGGAAUGUCAGCAGAGGAGAUUCUGAAGGAGACUGUAAAUCAACCUAAGAUCCAGUUUCAUUCCAAAUGGUCAGAUGAUCACAGAACCUAUGUAGCUGUAAGACCUAUUCCUGGUCGAGGAGCACUGGUCUAUAUGGCAGCUUCGAAGAAACCAGGUCUCAAAAAUUGGGACCUACCAGCAGCAAAGAGGACUGCUGACAAUGACUAGAACAAUCACAAACUUUAUAAGUACAACAUAAAUAGGAUUGUGUAAAUUAAAUAGGAACAUUGAUGGAGACGACAAAUAAAACAACAUUAUCAACACAUUA